GCGGGGCUCAGGGGAACUGGCCCCCAGGCUCGGAGGACCGAGAGACCGGCAGGUUGGCCCGCGGGCUGCCUUCCCGAGCCACGGAGGCCAGAAUGGGCCGGAAGGUGACCGUGGCCACGUGUGCGCUCAACCAGUGGGCCCUGGACUUCGAGGGCAAUUUGCAAAGGAUUUUAAAGAGUAUUGAAAUUGCCAAAAACAAAGGAGCAAGGUACAGGCUUGGACCAGAACUGGAAAUAUGUGGCUACGGCUGCUGGGAUCACUAUUACGAGUCAGACACGCUGUUACAUUCGCUUCAGGUCCUGGCAGCCCUUUUGGAAUCUCCAGUCACUCAGGAUAUCAUCUGUGACGUGGGCAUGCCCGUGAUGCACAGGAAUGUCCGCUACAACUGCAGGGUGAUCUUUCUCAAUAGGAGGGUCCUGCUCAUCCGGCCCAAGAUGGCCUUGGCGAAUGAAGGCAACUACCGGGAGCUGCGCUGGUUCAGCCCCUGGUCCAGGAGUCGGCAAGUGGAAGAGUACUUUCUUCCUCGGAUGAUACAGGACCUGACAAACCAGGAGACUGUCCCCUUUGGGGACGCUGUGCUGGCCACCCGGGACACCUGCAUCGGGAGCGAGAUCUGCGAGGAGCUGUGGACACCCCACAGCCCCCACGUGGACAUGGGCCUGGAUGGUGUAGAGAUCUUCACCAACGCCUCAGGCAGCCACCACGUGCUACGCAAAGCCCACGCCAGGGUGGACCUGGUGUCCAUGGCCACCACCAAGAGCGGUGGCAUCUACCUGCUGGCCAACCAGAAGGGCUGCGACGGGGACCGCCUCUACUAUGAUGGUUGUGCCACCAUUGCGAUGAAUGGCAGCAUCUUCGCCCAGGGCUCCCAGUUCUCCCUGGAUGACGUGGAAGUCCUCACGGCCACCCUGGACUUGGAGGAUGUCCGGAGCUACAGGGCAGAGAUCUCCUCGCGCAGUCUGGCGGCCAGCCGAGUGGACCCCUACCCUCGAGUGAAGGUGGACUUUGCCCUCUCAAGCCAGGACGACCUGCUGCUGCCACUCUCUGAGCCCAUCGAGUGGAAGUACCACAGCCCCGCAGAGGAGAUAAGCCUUGGACCCGCAUGCUGGCUCUGGGAUUUUUUAAGACGUAGCCAACAGGCAGGGUUCUUCCUGCCCCUGAGCGGCGGGGUGGACAGCGCGGCCACCGCCUGCCUUGUGUUCUCCAUGUGCUACCUGGUCUGCGAGGCUGUCAGGAACGGAAAUCGGCAAGUGCUGGCUGACGUCCGGAACAUCGUUGGCCAGGCCACUUACACCCCACAGGACCCCCGAGACCUCUGUGGACGGCUGCUGACCACCUGCUACAUGGCCAGUGAGAACUCCUCCCAGGAGACGUGCGAGAGGGCCAGGGCCUUGGCCCAACAGAUAGGAAGCCACCACAUCGGCCUCAGCAUAGACCCUGCAGUGAAGGCUGUCGUGGGCAUCUUCAGCCUGGUGACGGGGAAACACCCCCUGUUUGCAGUGCACGGGGGAAGCAGCAGGGAGAACCUGGCUCUUCAGAACGUGCAGGCUCGAAUCAGGAUGGUGCUCGCCUACCUGUUUGCCCAGCUGAGCCUCUGGUCCCGGGGCGUCCGUGGGGGACUCCUCGUGCUUGGAUCUGCCAACGUGGACGAGAGCCUCCUCGGCUACCUGACCAAGUACGACUGCUCCAGCGCGGACAUCAACCCCAUCGGCGGCAUCAGCAAGACGGACCUCCGAGCCUUCGUGCAGCUGUGCGUCCAGCGCUUCCAGCUGCCCGCCCUGUGCCGCAUCCUGUCUGCCCCGGCCACCGCAGAGUUGGAGCCCUUGGCUGACGGACAGGUGUCCCAGACUGACGAGGAAGACAUGGGGAUGACGUACGCGGAACUCUCUGUCUACGGGAGGCUCCGGAAGAUAGCCAAGAUGGGGCCCUACAGCAUGUUCUGCAAACUGGUCAACAUGUGGAGAGACAGCUGCACCCCACGGCAGGUGGCUGAAAAGGUGAAGCAGUUUUUCUCCAAGUAUUCGACGAACAGACACAAAAUGACCACGCUCACCCCGGCCUACCACGCAGAAAGCUAUAGCCCGGAUGACAACAGGUUUGACCUGCGGCCGUUUCUGUACAACACUGGCUGGCCGUGGCAGUUCCGGUGCAUAGAGAGACAGGUUCUACAGCUCGAGGGGAGCGGGCAGCAGGACCUCGACAGCGUGGACUGAGGCCGGUUCCUGCCCGGGAGGGUCCUGGAUGCUCCGUGGGCACCACUGGUGGCCAAGAGUGUAUGCCCCCUGCCAGGGAAUGGUGACAAACUGUUCUCGUUUAACCCUUCGAGUGAGCAGAGCCUUCCAUUCUGGUUUCUUUAAAAGGCUAAAAUAAA
Loxodonta africana (African savanna elephant) is the source of this 2371-nucleotide messenger RNA. It is a transcript of the gene NADSYN1, whose product is annotated as NAD synthetase 1. Lineage: Eukaryota; Metazoa; Chordata; Mammalia; Proboscidea; Elephantidae. Gene Ontology annotation, cellular component: cytoplasm. Gene Ontology annotation, molecular function: glutaminase activity; ATP binding; NAD+ synthase (glutamine-hydrolyzing) activity. Gene Ontology annotation, biological process: NAD+ biosynthetic process. The transcript has 21 exons. The record is from RefSeq and is a predicted model, not a curated record. Bases 93 to 2213 code for a protein of 706 amino acids.